Messenger RNA from Fusarium venenatum, 2007 nucleotides. Its product is annotated as acyl transferase/acyl hydrolase/lysophospholipase. Gene Ontology annotation, molecular function: transmembrane transporter activity; A2-type glycerophospholipase activity. NCBI's taxonomy places the organism in Eukaryota, Fungi, Ascomycota, Sordariomycetes, Hypocreales, Nectriaceae. Gene Ontology annotation, biological process: glycerophospholipid catabolic process; transmembrane transport. The record is from RefSeq and is a predicted model, not a curated record. Gene Ontology annotation, cellular component: cytosol.
AUGCAUCUCUCCUUGUCGCAACAUUUUUUCCUUCUUUCUGCAUACUCUAGCCUUGCGUUGGCUCAGGGAGGCGCUGACGCUGAUCCUUAUGUCCCCGUCUACACACAAUGUCCGAGAGACUUAGAGAUUCGCGCUGCAAAAGAUGGCCUGUCUGACGAAGAAAGUGCAUGGAGAGAACUUCGAGCAAAGCAGAUGAUGUCUAACUUAGAGGACUACCUGAAGCUAGCCAAAAUCAAUGAUUUUGACAUCAACAAGUACAUGGACAAGCUCAAAGAAGAUGACGUCCCAAUUGUUGGUCUUUCUGUCUCGGGUGGCGGUACGCAGUCUGGUCUAGGUGGCCUUGGUGUCUGGAAGGCCUUUGAUUCUCGUUCCGAUGCAGCCAUUGCUGCUCGUACCGGAGGUCUAGCCCAGCUUCUGUCCUACAUCACUGGUCUAUCAGGUGGUGGUGCUGUCACUGUCGGCCUCCUCGCGGCAAACAACUUCACCACAACAGACAACAUCCAAAAUACCACCAACUUCUCAACUUCAUAUGCUGAAGGUCCCGAUGGCAACCAGACAGAGUUCCUCAACACUAUCUUCGAAAACACCGGCGCCAAAUUAGAAGCCGGCUUCCCAGUGUCUGUCGGUGAUACCUUUGGCCAGUUCUGGGGAACAUGGCUCCCUGAGGACCAACUUUUUAGUAACUACUCCGACGUUGCUAGCAAUGGCACAGCCUUUGCUAUGGGCGAUGCUCCUAUGCCCAUCAUGUGCUUUGCAGAGGUCGUACCUGGCAAGUCACCCGAGAUCGGAAAGCUCAUGUUUCCAACUCGCAACACUUCCAAUCUCUUCAACUUGACCGCCUAUGAAGUCACACCAUACGAGUUUGGGUCUUGGGCUGGUGGCCGUGUGCAAGCUUUCAUACCAACCAAGUAUCUCGGCACGUCCAUGUCUGACGGCAAACCACAGAACAGAAGCGAGUGCGUAGAGGGCUUCGAUAAACUCACUUUCAUGCAAGGAACCACUACCAACGCUUUUACCGCAUGGUUCAUCGACUCUUUCUAUGGGGUUCCGAUAUUUGCGAAGCGUUGGUUGGAUAAGAGACAGCAGGUGAACCCGGAUAUCAACGACGUUCCUAUCCCGGAUGAUGAAUAUGAUAAUCCGCUGGUGGAACUUGCCAACCAGACGGCUUCAUACUUUGGCUUGACCUUCAACCAGUCACUUUGGGCGACUUAUCCCAACCCUUUCGAGGGCUACAAUGAGGACAUGAAAGAUGUUUCGGAGCUUCUACUCAUCGAUGGCAGUCUUGCCCUGGAUACCAAUCCUCUCCGCCCUUUAAUCAUUCCUGAACGAAAACUCGACUUGAUAAUUGUGUACGAAGCAUCAUCUGACGCGCCUAAUGGAUGGGUCAAUGGAACAAACCUGAGACACACGGCCAUCGCCGCUUCUCAAGGCAACAUUCCGUUCCCUGAAAUUCCCGACGUGAAUACAAUUGUAGCUCAGAACCUCUCUUUUCAGCCCACAUUCUUCGGGUGCAACGCCAGUGAAGAGACCCCUCUUCUUCUCUGGCUCCCUAAUGCACCGUGGACAGGCUAUACAAACUACUCGUACAUGCAAGCCGAAUUCACCUCGAACCAGCUGGACAUUGCUUUCGAUAACGCUUUCCAGGUUGCUACAUACGGUAACGGAAGUGUCGAUGAGAACUGGCCCGCUUGUCUAGCAUGUGCUGCUAUCAAGGGUUCCUUACGAAGAGUGGAUAUUGACCUGCCCAAGCAAUGUGAUGAGUGUUUCAAUAAGCACUGCUGGAACGGAACCACGAGUUCACGAAAGGCUACCGCUGCUGACUUUGACCUGAAGCCGAGACUUGAUCCUGGACUGACGUUUGAGAAGUGGAAUGAGAGUGACUGGUCUUCUGAGUCGAGGACUGGUGGUAGCGGGGAUGGCAAAGAAGAUGGCUCUGCCGGAGUGAAGAUUGGAAAUAACGUUAUUGGCCUUGUUCUGUCUGUGGCUGCGAUGGUUUAUAUGCUGUAG